UUUUCCUUUUCCCCUCCCUCAAGGGACUCUUCUAUCUAUAAAGGUGUUUGUCUAUUGAUACCUUUUUUUGCUUCAUUUUGAUCCUAUCAAACGUACACAAAAGGCUCCUAUUUACCCGUCGCUUCGUCGGCAAACCACUUUAAAACUCACAGUGAACCCCUUUCAUGCUUCUAAACGCUUCAGUUCUUGAAAAACACCUUAGUUCUCUUUUUGUCAGCGUACCCUUCCGGCUUCACUGCGACUACUGGUCCUGACAUCGUCAAUUCUUAUUAUAUUUAAACUACACAACCCACCUUUUAUUUAUUUAUUAAUUCAUACCUUAAAAUACAAUGGUCUUUGAUCAACUUCCUUUACCAUCUGCUCCACCUCCUAGCGGCACCAAUUACUCUGCAGAACACGGCUGUUUUGAAGGCCCAGAAAAAUUACUCGAGAUCUGGUUCUCUCCCCAAGAUAACUCCAGCCCUAUUGAUACCGACUCUGAUCUCUCAGAUGUCUCGAACCCAACAACUCCCAAAGACUCAUACUCUUUUGUGUUCCCAAAGGAUCUCCGUACUGUAGAGAAGCCCGUAUGGGACUCUAUGUUGGCUACUGUCAAGUGCACUGUCCUUAGUGUGGUUAGCAACGCAUACUCGGAUGCCUAUCUCCUAAGUGAGUCAUCCAUGUUUGUUUACUCUCAUAAGCUUGUCUUAAAGACAUGCGGUACAACCACUCUUCUCAAGGCCCUUCCCUAUAUUCUCGAAAUCGCUCGCACUCGAUGUGGCUACGAGUCUGUCUAUCGCCUUUUCUACUCCCGCAAAUCGUUCAUAUUCCCUGAGAAGCAACCUGGUCCCCAUCGUAGCUGGGAAGAAGAAGUCAACUAUCUAGAUGACCAUUUCGACAAUGGCGCUGCUUACGUGAUUGGUGAUACUAAUGAAGACGAGUGGUAUCUUUACCUAACUUCACCCAUCGAUAUUGCUCAUCAAGAAGAAGCAGCUAUCGACAUGGAUCAACUUAUGUCUGAAACAGAUGGUUUGUCCUGGAUGUCACCUAAGAAAUGCCCAUGGACAAAGGUGACCAGACCAAGUUUGGCUCUUGUGGACAGAUUCCAUGGCGUACAUCGUCCCGCAGGCGCUGAUCAGACUGUCGAGAUCUUGAUGACACGGUUAGACCGCAAUGCCAUGCGUGCCUUCUAUCACAGAAACAACGAACCAGCGGGUUUAGUAGGUGGUGUACGCGUCGACCGUGAGACUGGUCUCGACAAGAUUUAUCCUGAUGCCAAGGUGGAUUCAUUCCUGUUUGAGCCAUGCGGUUAUUCGGCUAACGGUCUGCUCGACAAGGGUUACUAUACCAUUCACGUUACUCCUGAACCCCAAUGCUCAUACGCCUCUUUUGAAACCACUAUCCCAGCCUCUGUUACUCAUCCUGUUGGUAACCUUGGCAAGCACAAUGGUCAAGAAGCUUCAGUGCGUCUACUGAUCCGCCAAGUUCUGGAUAUAUUCAAACCCGGGGCCUUUACUGUGACUUAUUUCUCCUCUGUAUCACAUGAAGAUGAUGAGAGUGAAAACAUAAGCAAGCUCAUGCGCACCGUAGGAAAAUUCGGUGGCUACAGGCGCAAAGACAGAAUCAUCCAUGCAUUUGAAGGAUAUGAUCUCGUCUUUGGUCAUUACAAAAAAAUUUAGAAACAACAUUAUUCUUCAUUCAAUCUUUGUCAUAAAAGAUCUCUCACACCCCUAUUAAUAAAAUCAACCUAUUUUCAUUCCCUGAU
Messenger RNA from Phycomyces blakesleeanus NRRL 1555(-), 1744 nucleotides. RefSeq lists its product as hypothetical. Gene Ontology annotation, biological process: spermine biosynthetic process; spermidine biosynthetic process. Gene Ontology annotation, cellular component: cytosol. The transcript has 3 exons. Bases 330 to 1658 code for a protein of 442 amino acids. The record is from RefSeq and is a predicted model, not a curated record. NCBI's taxonomy places the organism in Eukaryota, Fungi, Mucoromycota, Mucoromycetes, Mucorales, Phycomycetaceae. Gene Ontology annotation, molecular function: adenosylmethionine decarboxylase activity.